UCAGCUGUGAUGCAUGUUUAAAAGGAAAUUUUCGAGGUCGCAGAUACAAGUGUUUAAUUUGCUACGAUUAUGAUUUGUGUGCAACUUGUUAUGAGAGUGGUGCAACAACAACAAGACAUACAACUGACCAUCCAAUGCAGUGCAUACUAACAAGAGUAGAUUUUGAUUUGUAUUAUGGUGGAGAAGCUUUCUCUGUAGAGCAGCCACAGUCCUUUACUUGUCCUUAUUGUGGGAAGAUGGGUUAUACAGAAACAUCUCUUCAAGAACAUGUUGCUUCUGAACACGCAGAAACAUCAACAGAGGUGAUCUGUCCAAUAUGUGCAGCAUUGCCUGGAGGGGAUCCUAAUCAUGUCACAGAUGACUUUGCAGCUCAUCUUACACUGGAACACAGAGCUCCUAGAGAUUUAGAUGAAUCUAGUGGUGUCCGGCACGUACGUAGAAUGUUUCACCCAGGCCGGGGUUUGGGAGGCCCCCGUGCACGUAGAUCAAACAUGCACUUUACUAGCAGUUCCAGUGGUGGCCUUUCAUCUUCUCAGAGUUCAUAUUCUCCAAGCAAUAGAGAAACCAUGGAUCCUAUAGCUGAGCUUUUAUCUCAGUUAUCAGGCGUGAGACGUUCUGCAGGCCAGCUCAAUUCUUCUGGUCCUUCUGCUUCUCAGUUACAGCAACUGCAGAUGCAACUGCAGUUGGAGAGACAGCAUGCACAGGCAGCAAGACAACAACUGGAAACUGCCCGCAAUGCAACUAGACGCACUAACACAAGCAACAUCCCUACCACUCUUACACAAUCUAUAGCAGCAACAAAUACAUCUAACACAGAAAACAAUCAUCAGACUAUACAGAAUUCCCAGUUUCUUCUUAUGAGGUUGAAUGAUCCUAAGAUGUCAGAAGCAGAACGUCAGUCAAAAGAAAGCGAACAGGCAGAUCGCAGCUUGUUUGUUCAAGAGCUUCUACUGUCCACUUUGAUGCAGGAAGAAAGUUCCUCCUCAGAUGAGGAUGAACGGGGAGAGAUUGCUGAUUUUGGUGCUAUGGGCUGUGUAGAUAUUAUGCCUCUAGAUGUUGCUUUAGAAAACCUAAAUUUAAAAGAGAAUAAUAAAGGAAACGAGCCUCCUCUUUGAUGGCAUCCCACUUUGCAGACAAUGUCCUCUGUGCUGUAUUUGCCAAUGAAAGUGGACAACAACUAUCUUGGGUUUGUUUUGGUGAUUGUAAUUUCAGGUCUGUCACUCUUGUUACAUUGUGUACAUUCAAA
This is a messenger RNA of Empidonax traillii (willow flycatcher), 1246 nucleotides long. RefSeq names its product E3 ubiquitin-protein ligase KCMF1-like. Lineage: Eukaryota; Metazoa; Chordata; Aves; Passeriformes; Tyrannidae. The coding region runs from base 135 to 1115 and encodes 326 amino acids. The record is from RefSeq and is a predicted model, not a curated record. The transcript has 6 exons.